AGACAGUUUAACACAAUUAAAGUGGUUGAUAUUUACUAUAAAUUCUAAAAUAAAGUUAAAUAAAUUUGACUUGCAGCGUGCAGUAACUAUUACUAAAUCAUUUAAUGACUGAAUUUCCCAGAACCAAAGUAGAUGCACUUCUGCAGGAUGACCACGCGGGGGCGCUGUGGUUUUAGAGGGUUGAUGAGACAACUAAUGAUGUAAGGCGUCGGCAGUGGAUGCUAAACCGGGAUGAUAUUGUGAGUGCUCUGAAUUAGUAGCAUUAAUAAUAAGGAAAACAAGUUUAAAUUUUAGAUAUAAUGUUUGAGUUAGUAGGAGAAGAACCGCUGUGCAGAUAUCCGGCUGUGUUCGUAGACAAAGCUUAAGACCGCGCCGCAUCCAACAGACGAUACACUAUCACACCGGAGGUAGGCUUCUGUGGAAAGUCAGAGUCGAGUCAGCCUGAUGCUGUUUUCAGCAGAUGAGAUGUGAAUAACGAGAAGUUUGACAUCGCCGUUCCUCACAAUGACCUUCGUUGUGUUAUUCUUGGGCCAGUAGCGCCACGGAUGCUACAAGAUAACACCUGUAAUAAAUGAUGGACUUUCCGGGACAUUUCCAGCAUAUUUUCAAGCAGCUCAACCACCAGCGCCUCCAUGCUCAGCUGUGUGACUGUGUGGUGGUGGUUGGAGGUCAGAGCUUCCAGGCUCACCGCUCCAUCCUGGCAGCAUGCAGCUCCCACUUCAGGGCUCUUCUGAGCUCCAAUGACAGCGGGGAUGAGGUUGGAGUCAACACAGGUGGAGGUGGGGGCCCCAGUGUGGUGGAGCUAGAUCCAGAGGUGGUGACCCCAGAGGCCUUCUCUACCUUGCUAGACAUGAUUUACACCUCCACCCUCUCUCCAGGAGCCUCAAAUGUGAUGGAUGUACUGUUGGCGGCUUCGCACCUGCACCUCAACACUGUUGUCAAGGCCUGCAAGCUCCACCUGUCAAGGAAAAACUUUCCUACCUCGCCCCCGAAAGGCUGGCGGUCGGUACAACAGCAGCAGCAGUAUCCAGCGUCCCAGGCAGAGAAGUCGGCCACAUCUGUCAUGGAGGAGUACAUCAGUGAGGAGGAAGUGGGAGUGGAGGUUAGUCAGUCUGGUGGGGUUGAAGACCAGGGGGUGAGGAGGAGGGAAGUCAGUGGCGAACAGAGUGCUGAACCAUUUUUGUGGCACAAGAGGAAGUCACACGAGGACGGGCUCAGUGCCAAAAAGAGGUCCUGCAGGCUCCCUGAGGGAACCUAUAAAGAGUGUUCAACUACUGUAACCAGAAGCACCGUCAGUACAGAGGGUGCAGAGGAGCUGCUGCCCCCAGACUUCCUGAAGACUAGCAACGCUCUCUGGGAGAGCCGAGGCGAAGAAGAGGUGGAGGAAAAAUAUGAGGCAACCAAGGGAGAGUCAGAGGAGAUCCAGCUGCCAAGCCAAUCUGACAGCAGCAUAGGAGGUGUAGGUGCGUGGGAGAAGGGCGGAGAUACAGAUGGAGAGACUGUGGUCAAAGUAAAGGUGGGAGAAGAAGGGGAGGAAGAGGGGGAGGAGAUAAAUAUGGCGAUGAUUGAGGUGAAAAAAGAAAACUCAUAUUCUCCAGAUUUACCAAACGAUUCUCCAGGCAAUUUUGAUGCACAACUAAAUGAGGAGAAAAUGGCCACAGCCUGCCCAACAGAGGCUGGCGUUAGUUCUCUGCAAUCUCAGCUGUGCUCAGAUCUUCAAACUGAUGCACAGACAGAGGCUGGAGAUUUGGGUCAGGAGUCAGUGGACGGUGAAGGCCUGGACAGCCUGUCAGAACUCGCUUUUUCCUGCUUCCUGAAUCCCAGUUGUGAAAGCGUAAUGGUGGAUUUGGAGGAAGAAGACAGCCUAGCUAGCCUCACUGCUGCUGCUACUGCUGCUGCAGCUGCCAGUUAUGCUCCUGCAGCUGCUGGAGAACUGUGUCAAAACUCAGAAGAAGCCUCUUCUGCUCAGUCCUCUGAUCCCUCACUAGUUUUCCCAGUUACGUCUGUCCCCUUGCAGCAGCUUCUCCCUACUCAAGGCCCUGGUUUCAGUGACACACUUAUCCUCCAGCCCACCCAGAACCCUUUAACAGGGUUCCUGAGUAGCGUCAGACCAGGACUCGGUCUGGAAAACUCCCUCAUCCAACCCUCCAGGGCCGGAAAAAGCUCAGGGGCAACAAUCUUCCGUCGCAUCGCCCCCAAAGUGCCGCCUGGAUCAAAAGCCGGCACAGAUCUUUCCUCUGCUGAGCAGCCGCCUCUGAGCAGAGCUUCAGACGAUGUUCUGUCAAAGUGCAAGAAAGCAGCUGCUGAAGACCUUGUGCUGUUGGUGAAAGGGGAGAAGAAAUACGCCUGCAAAAUCUGCUGUAAGACCUUCAUGAACCUGACUGACUGUAAGAAACAUAUUCGUGUCCACACAGGAGAAAAGCCCUAUCCCUGCCCAAAGUGUGGCAAACGCUUCAGCCAGUCCUCCCAUCUCUAUAAGCACUCGAAAAGUACCUGCCUGAACUGGAAAGAUAAUCAAUCUUUCCCAGAUAUCCGGCUAUGAGCUGGCGUUUGUUGAUCAACUUGAUUAUUUAUUAUCCCAUGCACUUCCAAUUUUUGAUUUUAUGUUACAUUAAUUCAAAGUCAAUUAUAUUUUUGUUCCCAACCAAGAAUUAUUUAUUCCAUGAAAUGAAUCGGUUAAAAAUGUAGCCAAACUGAUGUGAAUGCACUGAAAAUAUUUUUACAGCUACGUUGAGUGAUGAGAUAAUAAAAGUUUUGCAUUUAA
This is a messenger RNA of Cottoperca gobio, 2764 nucleotides long. RefSeq names its product zinc finger and BTB domain-containing protein 5-like. Gene Ontology annotation, biological process: regulation of transcription by RNA polymerase II. The coding region runs from base 572 to 2542 and encodes 656 amino acids. The transcript has a single exon. The record is from RefSeq and is a predicted model, not a curated record. NCBI's taxonomy places the organism in Eukaryota, Metazoa, Chordata, Actinopteri, Perciformes, Bovichtidae. Gene Ontology annotation, molecular function: protein binding; RNA polymerase II cis-regulatory region sequence-specific DNA binding; DNA-binding transcription factor activity, RNA polymerase II-specific.